This is a messenger RNA of Asterias rubens (European starfish), 3699 nucleotides long. RefSeq lists its product as uncharacterized. The record is from RefSeq and is a predicted model, not a curated record. The transcript has 5 exons. Bases 154 to 792 code for a protein of 212 amino acids. Lineage: Eukaryota; Metazoa; Echinodermata; Asteroidea; Forcipulatida; Asteriidae.
UCGGCAUGCUCAGUACAUGAAUGAUACGAACCAGACGAAUUACCUUUAAUUAAAAAUACUCGUGGUUGGUUGGAGGUACUAAAAACACUUAUUGUUUAUAGUAUUGUCUUCCCUCGACUCCGAGUCAUUGGUCUGUCAACCCACGGUCUGACGAUGUUUGCUAAAAGCAGAAACUUGGUGUUAUUCGUAAUGCUAAUGACAGCUGAAACAUGCUUUGCACGUCACAUGUUAACCAGUAGUAGAGUUAGACCCCCGGACAAGAACAAGAUCUGCCAGGAUGAACUUGGUGCCGACUAUGUAUGGGAAGAGAAUGUCCGGACAUGUGUGAGGUGUACAUCUUGUACACCAGAAGCGCAGGACCCACACUGUGUCACAUGUCGUGAACUUGGAGUAAUCCCAACUGUCCAAUCCUCCUUAAGUGGAAUUACUGCCCCGCAGCCUGACGUACAGAGCUCCACAAAACUCCAACCAUCAUCCGCAAUGACGUACUCGUCUGCCACUGGGAUGGACUCUACCAGCCAGGCCACUGGGAUGGGCUCUACCAGCCAGACAAAUGAUGACAACAAAGGGAGUGAAGCGAGGGGUGGACCAUAUUGGAUAAUACCGAUAUGUUUGAUAGUAGCAGUUAUAGUGGUCAUCCUCAUCGGUUGUGGGUUGUGGAUGUUCAAGUAUAAAAAAAAGGCAACGUUAACUCCAAUGUCACAACAAGAGACUGGACUCCCAUCUGAGUUUCAUCCCAUGGUAGGCUUACCAACUGAUGAUACGGGGAACCACACAGCUGAAGACGUGUAGAGUCGGUACGAAAUAGUGGUAGGGGGUACUGAAAUUAAAACAUUCCUGUAGGUUUCAUCUUGUAUAGAAGGGCCUUGUGCUGGUGAGGUCAUGCUACUUAAUCAUUAGAAAGCCAUUGAGGUACAUUUUGCAUCUUGCUAUGAUAAGUAUAUCCAAGUAAACUUUGUAGACAAAUGUACUAUUUUAGCUUGUAAAUAUUUCUUGGCUCAAAAACAAAUUAAGAUUGCAGAAAUGAAACGUUGAAUAAAAGCUGCUUUUUAGUUGUACUUAGGUUUUUCUGAACUUUCCAUGACAAAGUAGUUGGAGGACACAAAUGCUUAGGAAUUGUCUACAUGUGGUCACAAUUCUUGCAAUUUAUGCAGUGAGUUUUUUAUUGAUUAUUUUAAAUGUCACCUCACACAGAACAAGAAAAGAGAAAGGAAAAGAAUUUUUAUCCAGACUUUAGUAUUGGUUUCAAUGGGUAGGCACCCACAACAAAUUCAGCAACAUUCCAAGGCCGAACUAAAUCCUGCAAAUUAAACGGAAGUUAUUUGUUUAACUAAUGAGGUUUUGGUAUUUACAAAGGAUGUCAACUUUUACCACAUAGAAUAUAUGAAUACUUACUUCUCCAGGCAAACUCUCGAACCUCACUAAUUGUCAGAGAAAACGCAAUAGCUUUUAUAAAAAGUGGUGAAAAUCUUAGUUUUUCACUUUCGCAUAUCACACUGUUUUAAGUGUACCAAUAUUCUUUCACAGGUAAUUUGGAGUAUCGCAUAAUUCCAUCCCAUGGCUAUAUUCAGCGUAUAACUGGUUGAGAUUGUUUUGAUAAUGAUGAAGGACAUUGAAUGGUCCUUCAGUAAAUUCCAAGGUUGAAAGAUGAACUUUAAAAGAGAUUUUGCUAAAAUUUUUGUAUCGUAGCCAUGGGAUGGAAAUGUGUGGUACAUUUUUUGUAAUUAAUCAUGGAGCAUAUUUGCUCCCUUAGUAAUUUAAUACGUAAUUAAAUUUUGGUUUUUAGAUGCACCAUUUUCAUAAUCGGUCAUCAAUUCCACUUUUCAAAAUGUUCUCUUGCGCUGGAGAAACAAACUUGUAAGCCUGCUAAAUGUGAGCAAGAAACAGGUGGUGCAUGAACAGAAAUUAUUGCUCAACACAAAUCUGUGCCAGAGAUUUCAGAAAACAAAACAUGAAUAAUUUUUUUAUUCAUGCACCAUGUUGUGUGAAAGAAUAUCUUUCCUUCAUACGGCUCACUUUUUAUGAUUGAGUUUGUUUUUAGUUUUUAGACUGUAAGACUAGAAACUUUUCAAGUUGAUACGGUAAGGUUUGCAGAAACACCUUGUACAUGAGUAGGAUUUGAAACCUUACAUGGUGGAGACCAAUGUAGUAAGGUUUACAGUAACACCAUGUACAUGAGUAGGACUUGAAACUUUGCAUGGUGGAGAUACAAUCUAGUAAGUUUUGCGGGAACACCGUGUGAGUAAAACAUUGACAUGGGGCAUGGAGGCAAAUCCGUUACCUCUGCGAACCAACGGUUUUGCUAAACCUUACACAGUACAUUCAAAGGGGCACAAAGGCAAUGGAAAACACUCUUGAAUGGGCAAGAAAGUGUUACCUUUGUAAAUGGCACUUUAAUGAGAAGGUAACACAUUCCCACAUGGACAUUCCAAAGGGCACCGAGGCAAAGAUUAACCAGGAGCAUUGGGGCAUUUGUCUCUAUGAAGAAUAUAAAAUCGACCUCAAAUAACAUCAAUAACAAAAUAAAGAAAAAAACCUGCCAUUUUGAAAACUUAUUUGUGUUUUUUGUGAUAGAUUUACCAUCAAUGAUCGCAAUGUAACAAAUCUUCUGCACAUAAAAAAGCAUCUAGAUGUGAUAUUCAAAAUGUGCCUUAAAAAUCCUCAAAAGUCUAUUUUUUCUAUCUGUGCUUAAUAGUACUAUACUAUUAUAUUAUAGAAAAUAAAAUUGGUAAGUUAGAUUGUAGAUAACUUUGCUGUGUAUAUGUAGUUAUUAACUUAAGCUAUCAUAUUAGAUGAAAUACUGUAGUUCACAUUUCUGUGUGGUAGUUAAUAAAACGGUGCUUUUAGCAAAUGCCAUUUAAAGCUUUUGUGCAGUGAUUAUUUUCAAUCGAAAUAACUAGAGCUGCAAGAUAGGUAACUGGAGCUCUAGCGAUUGUUAGAACCUGAAAUGAGGCAUGGGCGCCAUUCUGGUAAGCACAUGUUUCGUUAUGAUAGAAAUGCUCACUGUCUGCACUGAUCCAGGCUCUAGUGAACUUAAGGGGCACAGCAAUUUUUCUCUGGUAAGGGGCACUCGCAAAAAAUAUAAAUUUGUAUUCGAACAGCACAAGGCACCACUGCAAAUGGCGUGGUUUAUUUCGAGGCCUGCUGUAUAUUGUUGCAUUAGGAGACUUGCUUACUGAAAUGGCGUCAAAUGCAUACUUCAAAUGUCAGCUGAAAAAAUAUGUGAGAAUUAAUUAGUACGAAACUAAAGGACAAAAUAAUGCCUUGCUCAAAAUUGGACACUUUGAGUUCUCUUUUAACAGCUGCUUACAUUUAUUGUUACACAUCUUUUUUUCAGAAAUACAUGCAUUUAACCAUUUAAUCAUUUUUAAUUUCAAUGACUGUGUAUUAAGCACAGUGUAAUGGCAAUGUUAAACCAACAUGUUGGCAACACAAUGUUGUGUAAAAUUGUUGCAUUGUUUUUGUUGUUGUUAUGUUUUGUCAAGUAUGAAAUUACUGUCUUAUCUAUAAAUGGUACAUCAAGAAGUAAUUUUUAAUACAAAUAUGACAAUUGUUUUUGAACACAAAAGCCCAUAAUAUAAGAAAAUGUGGGCUAGCUGUACUACCUAAGGCUAUGUCCAGAUGAAGCAACUAAGAGCUGAGCUCAAGUUCAUAAAGCUGUGAAGCAGAAACGGUUGCUUAACAAAUUUCUUUGCUAAG